AGAUGAAGUGUUUCCUAAAUCACAAGUCGGCUUGAUUGUAGGUCUACUAAUAGCAGCAGCAGCUGUUGCAGUUCUUGCAGCUUAUAUUGGUGUCUACAUGUGGAGAAAACAUACAGAGAAGAAGAAGAUUAGAGAAGAACAACACAAAUUGAAAAGGGAAGUGAAGCGUGAUGUCUGCUUUGUGAACAUAAACGUGGUUUACCUCAUCCAGAGUGUUACCAUGGCGAUUCCCAUAGCAUUUUACUUGAUCCGUUCUGAGACGUACUCUAAGAUCCAUGCUGCCAGGACCAGACAGGACCAGAUGAGACUGUUGUACGAGGCUCUAACCUUUGGAGGGGUAAAAAUGAAAUCAGACUUUUACAGGAUUCUACUGGAUCUGGAACCUGACCUUCUCAUCGACCCGGUAGCCAUAUUUGUGGACAUCCAUAAGUAUCAACUCAUUCGGAGGGUUACCAAGGUGAUGCCCAUCCUUCAUGAGCUGUUCUAUGAGUUGUACUGUGACACCAGGAUUAAACAGAUGACCAGCCAGGACCAGAUGAGACAGUUGUACCAGGACCUAGAAGAAGCAGAAGACUCAAGGAGUGUGAAAUCAGACUUUUACAGGAUUCUACUGAAUCAGGACCCUGACGUUGUCAACGACUUGGGUAAGAACCUCUCUACCUCUGGUUACAUAUCACUGGAAUAUAAACCUUAUCUAGUCUAUCACCUGGGUAAGAACCUCUCUACCUCUGGUUACAUAUCACUGGAAUAUAAACCUUAUCUAGUCUAUCACCUGGGUAAGAACCUCUCUCCCUCUGGUUACAUAUCACUGGAAUAUAAACCUUAUCUAGUCUAUCACCUGGGUAAGAACCUCUCUACCUCUGGUUACAUAUCACUGGAAUAUAAACCUUAUCUAGUCUAUCACCUGGGUAAGAACCUCUCUACCUCUGGUUACAUAUCACUGGAAUAUAAACCUUAUCUAGUCUAUCACCUGGGUAAGAACCUCUCUCCCUCUGGUUACAUAUCACUGGAAUAUAAACCUUAUCUAGUCUAUCACCUGGGUAAGAACCUCUCUACCUCUGUGUUACGAAUCCCUUUUGGCCCGACAGUCCUAGGGGAUGGUAAUGAGACCCGUAACAUAACUCAGGCAAAUUAUAAUAGUGACAAUUUAAAAGUGUGAACGAAAUAACCAGGACAACUGAUAUCUACCGUCAAACUCAAGGUUUAUUUGAAAACACACGGUAAG
Oncorhynchus masou masou (cherry salmon) is the source of this 1225-nucleotide messenger RNA. RefSeq lists its product as uncharacterized. The record is from RefSeq and is a predicted model, not a curated record. NCBI's taxonomy places the organism in Eukaryota, Metazoa, Chordata, Actinopteri, Salmoniformes, Salmonidae. Bases 98 to 1159 code for a protein of 353 amino acids. The transcript is spliced from 5 exons.